Molecule: messenger RNA, 636 nt
Organism: Populus trichocarpa (black cottonwood)
Lineage: Eukaryota; Viridiplantae; Streptophyta; Magnoliopsida; Malpighiales; Salicaceae
Exons: 3
Coding region: 1-636 (211 amino acids)
Source: RefSeq, a predicted model, not a curated record
AUGGAAGCACAUGCUGAGAUUCGGCAUAAAGGGAAGUUAGCUCCGAGGUUCAUUAGACCAUUUGAAAUCCGAAAACGUAUCGGACCUGUAGCAUAUGAAAUAAACUUGCCCUCACAGUUGGCCAAGGUUCAAAAUGUUUUCCAUGUUUCUUUGCUGCGAAAAGCCGAUGUAGACCCUUCGAGAGUGUUACCUCAAGUGCCAGUGAAGGUAAAAGAAGACUUAACACUUGAGGUAAGACCGAUAAAGAUACUCGAUUGGGGCGAGAAAGAACUUCGUAAUAAGAAAGUUCCCAUCAUCAGAGUCUUAUGGCGAAGCUCACUAAUCGAGGAAGAAACAUGGGAGAGAGAAUCAGAAAUGAGACGAAAAUUCCCCGACUUGUUUAUAAACUCAGGAGGAGCAACCGGGAUUGGAUCUUCUGUUAGGGGAGGUCGCGAGACAGGCGAAGCAGCAUUCUAUCCUUUUAGCAGGUCCGUCAUCAACUCAUACUCCUGGCUAUUGUCCUGUGAGACCGCUGUAAUAGAGUCCUUGAUACGUCUAAAAUCUGCUGCUCUUGUGUCUGGUGCCGUGGUAGAAGUCCGUGGAUUGCCAGCUCUGAUUCCACUUGAUACAAGUGAGAAACGAUUAGUGCCAAUCUAG